Lingula anatina is the source of this 4893-nucleotide messenger RNA. Its product is annotated as ras-GEF domain-containing family member 1B. The record is from RefSeq and is a predicted model, not a curated record. Gene Ontology annotation, molecular function: guanyl-nucleotide exchange factor activity. NCBI's taxonomy places the organism in Eukaryota, Metazoa, Brachiopoda, Lingulata, Lingulida, Lingulidae. Gene Ontology annotation, biological process: Ras protein signal transduction. Gene Ontology annotation, cellular component: plasma membrane.
AUCAGCAUGUGAGAGGAGACAGUACGUGCACAACAUUUUCACAUGGGGUAUACAUUGAUAACAGCUGAUGAUUUAUUAUGUACAUUUUAGAUACAUUUGGAUAAUACAUUGCUGAUGAAGAUCUAAUCCAUACAGCCAAGACAACGUGUAGAUGUGAUGAGUCCCCAGAGUUUCAGGAACCUCAAGUCUUCACCAAUAUCUGUGUUCUUUAUGAAUGAAUUGCCACUUGAGAGCGUAAUAUACAGACGGCUUGCCGUACUCAACCUACUGCUGAUGUAGUGGCGGUAGCUAUGCAACAGUAAUAUUAAUUGGAGAAUACUUGCUAGGUUGUGUUAGGCUGCUUUGGUGCAGUAAUUAAGGCGUAAUUUGUAAAUAACAACUGCCACCCUCUUUUCUGAUGCUGCGACCUUAACAGGCUGUUACGCCUUUUGAACUUUGCCAAUAUUAUGUGGUUGAUUGGUUGAUAAGAUAUACACUGACAUUGCAAGCCCAAGCAAAGAACUGUCACAGUUAAGCUGAAAUUUUCCUGGUUGGAGACCACCAAUACCUGUCAUCAGAUUUUUUGUGUACAAAGGAUCAAGAGACUGCUUCCAGGAGCAUUUUGUGUCAGUGUCAGUUGUUUUGCUGGUGCAUCAGUUUAACUGUUCUGAGUAGAUGGAUUUAAGUGCUUCUGGGGAGGACAGUUCAAGUCUUCGGCCAGAGAAACCUGCGGACUGGUUCGGGGUCCAGCUGGAGGUAACAUCAAAAUUGCUGGAGGCUGAACAGAAGAAGUUACGAGUUUUACAAAGGGAGCUUGGUCAGCAGCUGAAGUCUUUUGCCUUUCAAAGGAGAAAAGAAAUUGACCAACUUGAAGCAAACAUUGACCGCAUUUCACAACAGUGUGACCAGCUGACCUUUGAGUAUCAGCAAGCUGCCAUAGGAUGUCUCCAAAGAAGCAACAAAAGGAGAAAGUCCUCCAGAAGCCAGCCAGCUAUAGGCUUGAAGCAGACACCCAAAAGCCGGCCUUCAAUAUUUGGCACGCUGGCGAAGGACAAGUCCCCAGCUCACCAAGACUCCAGAAGGAGUAUUGGUCCCCAGAUGAUGAGUCUGUGCCACAUGUUCCGCUCAUCUGGGGAUGGAUAUGAUGGACUCACUGUAGAUGAAAAUGAUGCACUGAUCUUCCAAGACGGGAACCUCCUGGCAGGAUCGCUUGACGCCUUGAUUCGCCAUCUUGUACCCACAGCAGAAUACUAUCCAGAUAGGACAUACACUUUUGCAUUCCUUUUGAGUUCUCGGUUGUAUGCAAGGCCUCAUGAGUUGCUAAAAGAAGUCUGCAAGCUUUGCAAGUCACAACAGCACUUAGAAGAUGGAGAAAAGGUCAACAAGGAAAAAUUAGGGAAAUUUGGUCCAAAUAUCAUUCAGUUAUUAGGGGAGUGGACAGAAAUGCUUCCAUAUGACUUCAGGGAUGAGCGUAUGAUGAAACAGUUGAAGGAAAUCACACAGAAGAUAGUGACGAUAUAUCCUGAGUUAAGGAAAGAAGUUGGCAUGAUCAUGCAUGACCUAAUUACAAAGUUGUCUAGUUUACAGAAAUAUGAAGAAGCACUUCAAAAGAUCAAUGCAGAGGCCACUCAGAGACUAAAACACAUUGUGCCAACGACUGAUAUCGUCCAAAUGUGCCCAAGUCCACUAGAUUUGGCUCAGCAACUUACACACAUAGAGCUGGAAAGGCUCACAAACAUAGGGCCUGAAGAAUUUGUACAGGCAUUUGCCAAGGAAAAUGAAUUACAGACCUCAUACGAUGACAUGAAGAAAACCAGCAAUUUAGAAGCAUAUGUGCAGUGGUUUAACAGAUUAAGCUACUUAGUGGCCACAGAAAUUUGCAUGCAUUUAAAAAAGAAGCACAGAGUACGCACAAUAGAAUACUUUGUUGAUGUUGCUAAGGAGUGCUUCAACAUUGGGAACUUCAAUUCUCUAAUGGCUAUCAUUGCGGGUAUGAAUAUGAGUCCAGUUGCCAGAUUAAAGAAAACAUGGUCUAAAGUCAACACACAGAAGUUUGAAAUACUUGAGCACCAAAUGGAUCCAUCAAACAACUUCAGUAGUUACAGGUCUACGCUGAAGGCAGCCUUAUGGAGGUGCGAGGGGGCUGUGGAAGAGAGAGAAAAGAUAGUCAUUCCAUUCUUCAGUCUUCUUGUGAAAGACAUUUAUUUUCUAAAUGAAGGAUGUGCCAACAGAUUACCAAAUGGUCAUAUCAACUUCGAGAAAUUCUGGCAGCUGGCCAAACAGAUAACCGAGUUUAUUACGUGGAAGCAAGUUGAGUGCCCCUUUGAAAGACAGAGUCAUGUGUUGAAUUAUGUUCUGACAAAUCCAGUCUUCUCAGAAAACUCCCUGUCAUUAGCAUCUUUUGAAUGUGAACCGCCAGAGAACAGUUAUGAGAAAGAGAGAUACAAAAAUGUCAAGUCGGAGAUGGAGUUGUGACACCACAGAUGAGAAACUCCCAAGGUUUUUGAACCCAGAUCAUGGUGCUAUAGUUAAAAAUAUCUCCUCUCUGAUCAUUGGCUGGUCAGUUUGCAGGGCAUUGUGUCCAGUAGUGAUUGACCAAUGCAGGGUCUGAGUGCAGCCAGUGGUAGCCAGGUACAGCACAGUGUUGGGGACUGGAGUGGUGGACAAAACCAACAUUUCUCCAGCUGAAGUUGGAAUGGACAUGCACUUUGCAUUCUUGUGUUCAGGAGGAAUUUGAACAGUAGAGUGGCUGUGAAGAAAACGCUUGCAAUGGUAGUAUGACAUGCAGUGGCAUGUUUGUAUAAACAGCUGUGGUGUCACAUGUGUACGCAGAGACAGAUGUCACCAAAGCAAGGUGUCCUCAUGGACAGCUGAAGUCUGCAAAACACAAACUGUCACUCUGAGAGUUCUGCAGUGAAAUAGACUGACUGCUUUGUGUCCGAGGUUCAUACAAACCUAGACCAGGUUUGUGACUGUACAGAAAAUUUACCGUAUUAUCAUCCCCACAAAGUGUGGGUUACUACAUCAUUGUAUAUACACAUCACCAGGUGAAAAAAAAACUAUAUAUUUUCAAUACGUAUAUGUGCAGAAAUUAUUAUUGUAAUUAUUGCAGUAUGCAACAGCAAAGUACUAUUUAUAUUUUAAGAUUUCCUAAAAUAGGAAAGAUGCAGUUUUUUCAUGGAGAGAAAUUGUAAACACUGCAUGUCUUCAGUCCAGAUGGAAUUUUGCUUGUUUUUUGGACAAUUGGUCCAAGACUCACAAACAACAUGUAAUGAUCUGUUUCCUUCUGUCUGUAGUCAUUUUAGAACAAUGGAGAAGGUUUUUGGUUCGUAUAAUGAAGCCAAUUUAAGAUGUACAAGUCCUGCUUUAGCAUGCCACUUAGCAGAACUUGAUACCUUGAGGCUGUAAUUAAUGUAUCAGUGUCUUUACAUAAAGCUGCUCCUGCAGGAUUACAGAUGCAGCUAUUGCUGCGUGGCUUGUGAUUGCUAUUCAUCAACAAUUUCUGCCAGCAAACUCAAGCAGGCUGGUAAAAAAAUUAAGUGUUUGAAAAUGAAUUAGUGACAAGUUGAUUGCAGGGAAAGAGAUUUAUAGUAAAUACAACAGAGAGAAAUACAUUUUAGAAAACUUAACCAACAUUUUCAGUCUGAUCUUUAUGAAACAAGUUAAAAAAUACAUAUAGAUGUUAGCCGAACCUAAGCAAUAGGCUAGAAGAAUGUCCGUGGUCUCUGUAAAGGAUAAACCAUAUUGAUGGUGACUGAACAAGUUUUGAUAGACAUUAAGUUGUUGUCCAGGUAUCUGGAUAAGAUUUGUUGGAAUUGCUGAAGAGAAUGUUAACCAAUACUAGUAAUCUGAAUGUAAUAAACAGAACUGCUCAAAAAGGUGCUAAAAUGGGAGGCACAUAUUGAAAAUCGGAAUACAAACUUGUGUGUAUAAAUUGCUGCAACUUUAUACCAUUAAAAUACAUGCUAUAUCACUUUGUUUUUAUUCCAUAGAUAAGAGAGCCGUUGCAAUUUAAGAGACCCUCCAUAAUUCUAUAUCUCCAAGUGAAAACAUCCACUUGUUUCUAAGUAACUGUCAUUGACUGCAUAGAAUGUACAUUAAAAGUGAUUCAGGAUGUUAUUUAGGCUAACAGUAGCUGUCAAAAGGAGAAAGUAACACACUGAAAAAGACAGGGUAACUGCUAUUUAUAUUUUAAAAACAAUCUGUAUGCCAUAGGUUUAUGUGAUAACGUGUGCUAGUAAUUCAAAAAAUAUAUUUAUUCAAGCAGUCCAUUUUACGGUCUGGUAGUUGGUUAACUAGGUUUUUUAACUGUGUAAAAUCGGCAGUCCUGACAUCACUAUUUCCUUCUAUACAUGAAUUAGAUACAUUUUCUUAUAUACCAUUGUUUUUGAGACUCCACUCUGGAAUUAUAUGGCUAAUAUGCGAACAUAUUAGUAUAUUUUUGAACCUAAAAACCAGUGUUAAAACAUGCAAUUCCGUACGACAGCUUUACAUUGUAUUCGUGACACACUAGCUGCUCCAUUAGGGUAGCCAUUAUUACUGAAGUACAUGUAUUUCUUCACAAUCAGUAGGCUUAUGCCCCGCUUUAUGUCACAGGCAGUAAGGGUAAAGAUGAGACGUUAGACGCAGCAUUCACCGUUUAUUGAUUCAACUUUGAAAAAAUACAACAGAUCCGUCAGUGUGGAGUAUUCCACCUUAAACGCUCUGAAGAUGUUUAGGGCAAUUGAGGUGGCGGUCAAAUAGACUGAGUAAAUAGAGCCCUUCAGUUGCCAUAGUGAGUCUGUUGAAAACUUGAUCGUCAUCUGUUUUGCAAUGUUGGAUUUGCACCAGUUCUGUACAAUACUACUGUACAUUUGUACUAGGAUCGAUCGAGUGGUCGAUUGAAAGCUUCAGCAAUAAAAAGACCUUAAAUUA